Messenger RNA from Cucumis melo (muskmelon), 1448 nucleotides. RefSeq lists its product as uncharacterized. Bases 173 to 1303 code for a protein of 376 amino acids. NCBI's taxonomy places the organism in Eukaryota, Viridiplantae, Streptophyta, Magnoliopsida, Cucurbitales, Cucurbitaceae. The transcript is spliced from 3 exons. The record is from RefSeq and is a predicted model, not a curated record.
GAAAGAGGAAAAAAAAUGGCAUAACAUAAUAAAGCAAUGAGCAUGGCUAUAACCCACAAGAGAACUACAAGCAAGGAGAGCCUUUGAGAUUUAUCCAUCAUUUUCCAUUUCCAUUUAUUCCCCACUAUUCCCCCUUCUUCUCUUUCGCUUGGAUCGCAAUACCCCAAUAAUCAUGAGACGUCUUUGUCCCAACAUCGACCGAGACGACGGCCUCGAAACUAUUCUCGAGGUCCCAAUCCCUGAAGAAAUGUUCACCAGUAUGGGCAGUAACGUCACUCUCCGAUGGCAAAACAUGUCCACUUGGAUGAAAGCUCAAACCUCCGACAAAUGGUCUUCUCCUAUCAUCGCUAAUCGCUUGAACGAGCUUCGAUUUCUCCUCUACCUCGUCGGAUCUCCUCUCAUCCCUCUUCAAGUCCAAUUAGGCCACUCUAUUCAUCGCCCCGUCAGAGAUUGUUCCAUUGAGGCUUCGACUGCAAAGUAUAUUGUGCAACAGUAUAUAGCCGCGACGGGAGGACCGGCGGCGUUGAAUUCGGUGCAAAGUAUGUGUGUGACGGGGCAAGUUAAGAUUAAGGCGUCGGAUUUUCAUUUGUCGGAUGAGAGUAUCGAGGUGAAGAAGAGUACGGAAGAGAUCGGCGGGUUUGUGCUUUGGCAGAAGAAUCCGGAUCUAUGGUGUUUGGAGCUUGUGGUUUCUGGUUGUAAGGUUAUUUGUGGUUCUAAUGGAAAGCUUUCAUGGCGACAUUCUUCUAAUAAUCAACAUUCUCCCAUCUCCACUGGCCCUCCUAGACCUUUACGCCGAUUCCUUCAGGGUUUAGACCCAAGGGCAACAGCCAACCUAUUCAUAGACGCAAUGUGCAUCGGGGAAAAGCUAAUCAACGAUGAAGACUGCUUCAUUCUAAAACUCGAAACAAGCCCAGCAAUUCGUGAAGCACAGAGCGGCCCUAAUUACGAGAUAAUCCACCACACAAUUUGGGGUUAUUUUAGCCAACGCUCUGGUCUUCUCAUUCAAUUCGAGGACUCUCGGCUCCUACGGAUGCGAACCAAAAGCGACGAAGAUGUCUUCUGGGAGACCAGCACGGAGUCCUUUAUGGAAACCUACCGUUACGUUGAUGGCGUCAACAUAGCUCAUAGUGGUAAGACCAACGUCACCGUUUUCAGAUACGGCGAACAUUCUGCUAAUCACAAGAGGGAGAUGGAAGAGACUUGGAAGAUUGAAGAAGUUGAUUUUAAUGUAUGGGGUUUGACAAUGGAGAGCUUUCUUCCACCUCCUGGCACCUCCGUCUUGCAAUUGCAUGACGCUUCUUAAUCGCUUCUCAUGGUUUCGAUUGCUUUAUUUUUUGUGUUCUGUAUAUACACAAAUUUUAUAAUUUGUCCAUUUUGAUAUUUGUUCUUUGAGGACAUUUUUUUUAAAAAAAAAUUUAAAAGUUAACUAAUGCGAUUUUUUGAGGAUA